CCGGGCCGUGACGCCCGCGGCGGCGGAGGGGGGGGCUCGGCUUGCCAGAGUUUCCAGAAAAUAAAAGUGAAAAUCAGGAGUAGCUGCUAGCGCAAAGAGAUACAUACAAAGGAACAUUUCUUGAGGAAGAUUUUAAGAUGUGGUGAAGAGCCUGUAUUUUACUCUGUGCGGUAUAUAGUGCCUUAAAAAAUGGGGUUUGGAGGUGACCUGAAGUAUUCUCAUGAUGCUUUAUUAAAACUGCAAGACUGGGAACUACGACUGCUGGAAACAGUGAAGAAAUUUAUGGUAAUGCGAGUAAAAAGUGAUAAGGAGUAUGCCUCCACUUUACAGAAUCUUUGCAAUCAAGUAGAUAAAGAGAGCACUUGUCAGCUGGAUUAUAUCAGCAACGUAUCUAAGUCUUGGUUGCUUGUGGUACAGCAAACAGAACAGCUGAGCAAAAUAAUGAAGACGCAUGCAGAGGAUCUUAAUUCUGGGCCUUUGCAUAGGCUUACAAUGAUGAUCAAAGAUAAGCAGCAAGUUAAGAAGAGUUAUGUAGGUGUUCAUCAGCAAAUUGAAGCAGAGAUGUAUAAGGUCACGAAGACAGAACUAGAAAAACUAAAAUCUAGCUAUAGGCAGCUGAUAAAAGAAGUAAAUUCUGCCAAAGAAAAGUAUAAAGAAGCUGUGGCUAAAGGAAAGGAGACUGAGAAAGCCAAAGAUCGGUGUGAUAAAGCCACUAUGAAGCUUCAUAUGCUGCAUAAUCAGUAUGUGUUGGCACUGAAAGGAGCACAGUUACAUCAGCACCAAUAUUAUGAUACUACCCUUCCUCUGUUACUUGAUUCACUACAGAAAAUGCAAGAAGAAAUGAUUAAAGCCCUAAAAGGGAUCUUGGAUGAGUAUAGCCAGAUCACCAGUCUUGUAACAGAAGAGAUUGUGAAUGUCCAUAAAGAAAUCCAGACCUCGGUUGAACAGAUAGACCCUAACUCUGAGUACAAUGACUUCAUAGAUACUCACAGGUCAUCAGAAGUUGUUGAACAGGAAAUAGAGUUUGAUACGUCUUUACUAGAAGAAAAUGAAAACCUUCAAGCUAAUGAGAUCAUGUGGAAUAAUCUAACAGCAGAAAGUUUACAAGUCACCUUAAAAACGGUAGUGGAAGAACUGAUGCAAACACAGCAAACCCUUUUGAGCAAAGAGGAACUUGUGCUGGAACUGGAGAAAAAAAUAGAAGAGUCCUCUAAGACUUGUGAAAAGAAGUCUGAUAUUGUACUCUUGCUGAGCCAAAAGCAAGCACUGGAAGAACUUAAGCAAACAGUUCAGCAACUAAGGUGCUCUGAAGCAAAAUUUGCAGCCCAGAAAGAACUACUGGAACAAAAGGUUCAAGAGAAUGAUGGGAAGGAGCCACCACCUGUAGUAAAUUAUGAAGAAGAUGCCAGAUCUGUGACUUCUAUGGACAAGAAGGAUAAAGUCUCAAGGUUUGACACAAUACGUCAUUCCAUAGCGGGAAUUAUAAGGUCUCCAAAAUCCAUGUUGGGCUCAUCAUCGUUCUUUGAUGUAAUAUCAACUACUGAGAAACCAUUGGCUGAGCAAGACUGGUAUCAUGGUGCAAUUCCACGAAUAGAAGCCCAGGAGCUGUUAAAACAGCAGGGAGACUUCUUGGUGCGAGAAAGCCACGGGAAACCUGGUGAAUAUGUCCUUUCUGUGUUUUCAGAUGGACAACGGAGACACUUUAUCAUACAAUAUGCUGAUAACCACUAUCGUUUUGAAGGAACUGGGUUCCCAACUAUCCCUCAGCUCAUAGAACAUCAUUAUACAACAAAGCAAGUUAUUACAAAGAAAUCAGGUGUUGUUCUACUGAAUCCUGUUGUUAAGGAUAAAAAAUGGGUUCUGAACCAUGAAGAUGUCACACUGGGAGAAUUACUGGGCAAAGGCAAUUUUGGUGAGGUAUAUAAGGGAACAUUAAAGGAUAAAACUCCUGUUGCUGUAAAAACUUGUAAAGAAGAUCUUCCUCAGGAAUUGAAAAUAAAAUUUCUGUCAGAAGCCAGAAUACUCAAACAGUAUGAUCAUCCUAAUAUUGUAAAACUUAUAGGAGUUUGUACACAACGACAACCUAUAUAUAUUGUUAUGGAACUUGUUCCAGGAGGUGAUUUCCUGUCCUACUUAAGAAAAAAGAAGGAUGAGCUAAAAACCAAACAGUUGGUGAAAUUUUCAUUGGAUGCUGCUUCUGGUAUGGCAUAUCUUGAAUCUAAAAAUUGUAUACAUAGAGACCUGGCUGCAAGGAACUGCCUGGUAGGUGAAAGCAAUAUUUUGAAAAUAAGUGAUUUUGGAAUGUCCCGGCAAGAGGAUGAUGGCGUGUAUUCAUCAUCAGGCCUAAAGCAGAUUCCUAUCAAGUGGACUGCUCCAGAAGCCCUCAACUAUGGGAGAUACACAUCUGAGAGUGAUGUAUGGAGCUUUGGAAUCCUUUUGUGGGAGACCUUCAGUUUAGGAGUAUGCCCAUACCCUGGAAUGACCAACCAACAAGCACGAGAACAAGUCGAGAAAGGCUACCGAAUGUCAGCACCACAAAAAUGUCCAGAAGAAAUAUAUAAAAUAAUGCAGAGGUGUUGGGAUUACAAACCAGAAAACCGGCCGAAAUUCAGUGAGAUUCAGAAAGAGCUGUCUUCAAUCAAAAAGAAAGUGACAUAGUGAUGAACAAGUGCCAAAAUCAUUGUGUAUGGGACUUCAUUUUCCAAUGAAGUAGUUUUGUCCCUUCAAACACUAUGCAUUUAUACAACAUUAUUUGCAGUAUUCUUCUAGGAUUACUUUGAAAUUAACAGGUUUUUUUAAUAUACUUGUGUACUGUCUUGAAUGAUGUCUACACCUGCAUUAAAGACAUAUACUGCAAAAUGCUAUAUAUCCAGUCACAGUUAUGUUGUCAUUUAGGUUACAUGUAAAUAGAAAAGCACAUACUAUAGAUGUAAGGGACUGUGGCUUUUAUCUGUUUUACAGCAAGUAACUGCUAGUGACAUUUUUCAGAGGUUUUCUACUUUAAACUGUGUUCUCAGUCUGCUACACCUAUCCCUUAUGUCAACACCAGCACCGCUCUGAUUUGGUCACUGUCAUACGUGUUGGCCUUAAAACUGAAGACAGUUUUGACAAGUAUUUCAACUAGAAACUCAUAUUUUUAAAUCAUUUCUGCAAAUUAUAUUUUAAGUGCUACUUUGUUUCAAGGAUGAAGGUCAGUGAGAUUCUGGAUUCUAUACAUGUUCAGAAAUACUGCAAACCAUCUACCUUCCAAAGAAUAUGUAAAAGCAAGUAGACCAAUAGAAAGAGGUUUACUAAUCAUAGCAGCAGAUAACAAAUAUUAUCGAGCUUAGUGGAGUUAAUUGCUAGAUUUCUGUUCCAUCUUGAUUUUUUCCCCUUAGAUUGGUAAAAAUUCUCAGAAUGCAGCUGGAGCCUACCAAAGUUUAUGCGAAGCAGAAGUACACUGCAUGUGUAAUAUCCAAAGGAAAAUACUACUUCUGUAUGGCAUAAGGAAAUUGUUCAAGAAAGCAAAAUAAAAUAUGUUUAAGGCAUCUGACAGGCUGGGCAAGGCAGAGUAGAAAUUCUAACCUUCUAGGUGUUUUAAAUCAUGGCAAUCAGAUUUAAAAAGACGGGGGAGAGACAGAUUUUAAAUGCCACCAGGAAUAAAAACCUUAUACAUAGAUUAAAGGAAAAAAAAAAACCACAAAAUCUUCUGCCAGAAGAAUUAAAACUUACCAGAUAGGGGAAGUAGCUGUAUGUUAUUCUGGCUCUGGGUCCUCUUUUCAGCUGGAAUUAUUUUCUAGGUCCCCGUGUACGUAUAGGAACAAUUUACAGUAUCCUGGUCCUAGUUCCAGAGUUAAGGUGCUUAAAAUUUUUCUAAGAAUUAACUAAAGUUUUUCAGAUCAAGGUAUGCCAAUUGCUGCUAAUGCAAGUAAGAAAUAGGGACUGUAAGUGACACUGCAUCUGGAAUGUUAAUUAGCCCAAUAUUUCAUUGUUACAGUGGGAUAGACAUGUAGUGCAGUCAGUGGCUACAUUAUGGUUUUAAUUCUGUUAUGGUGACUUUUCUCUUAUCCAGAACAUUUUGGUCUCUAAAGUGUAUUUAUAGUAGUACUGAGUGGUAAUAUUUAAGGCUAUAUGUGGCCAAAAUAUAUGUAGUCUAGAAGAGUAUGUCUGUUACAUUUGAGUUAGUGUCCAAAUGAAAAAUAUGAUGCUGGAGCACAUCACCUGAAUUUGAUAUGGAACUGUCAGCAUCAAAGUGUAAGGAAUGGUGAGUGCUUCUUUCAUUCUUAGGUGAUUUUUCUCUUGGAGCUGAGUAAACUUGUACAUACCUAUGAAAGUAUAGCGCUUGGAAAACUUAGUGGCAGAAAUUAAACUUCCUUAUAAGCAUACUGCAUAUUUAUUUAGUUCUAUACUUCCAAGUAGCCCAAAGAUGUUUUUCAAGAGCAAUGGGAAACAUUCAUGGUAGUUUAUAUGCUUUUAAAUAGUACACAAAGUUUGUGCCUUAAUUUGCUAGCAUGCCAGUGCAAAUACAAGUGUACUAAGAUGAAAGGAAUAUUCCACAAUCAUUUGGAAAAAUCCGAGAUUCAUCCAGCUGCAAGUCCUUGUGUAUGCAUCACUGAAUUCUGCAAGUAAGGGUAAUGGUGUCUCCUCUGUCAGCAUUCAUAGUCUCUGGAGAGUUAAUAUUCUUCCAUGAGAAAGAGGAACUAUUUCUUUACUAUUUGCCAUCUUUAUAGCAAAGAAAUACUGUUUUAUUUUUGUAAAAUAAAACAGAGCUUUGUUUGGCUUAAAUUAACCAGUCACCAUCCUGACUCUCACAUAAAUAGAAAAAUUGUACUCGUGUUUUAUUCUGAAAUUGUUAACGUUUGUAAUUCAUAUCACACUUCUGUUUAAAUUUGAAGACUUUUUAAAACAUGGGAUUUCUACAGUAGCAAGGAGAUUUAUUAUUAUUCCUGAAGUAGGCAUCAUUUCAGUUCAAAAAUAGUAACUCUUUGGGAGAAUAUAAGAGUGACAUAGGUAUAGAAUAAAUUUAAACAUAGAUACAUGUCUCUUCGAUUAUUUAAACUAUUUCCUCAUCACAGAACCUGUUCAUAAUUUCUUACUUAUAAUUAUUGAAAUUAGGCAUUUUAGGAAGUGAAAUCAGUACCUAUAGAAACUUUUUAAGUUUGUGAACUUCUCGCAGGGUAGCUCACAAACAAACCUGCUGUGCAAUGGCAUUUAAAAAAAAAAAGACGUGGUAGUGAAGAACCAAAGCCACAAUAUCUGCUUUCUGUGGGCUUUUAAUCACUUAAUCUUGCCUUAUUUCAUAGGUUAGCUGGAUACAGGUUGUUUGACUCAUGGACUGUGUCUAUCCUAGAGAACUUACGAAAAAAGAUAAGACUCGGCCUCUCUUGUAAAUCUAGUGUUUCACAUAGGUUUUUACACUGGCACUGUCCCAACCAGGGGGACUCUGAGAUUUUGUGCUGUUAAAUGGGAGAAACUGUGAAUAUUGUUAGAAGUCAGGUAGAAAUACCUCAGCCUGUUGUGUGAGGUGGAAUUGAAAAAGUUCUCUGUUGUUUUCAUCUUCUGCCAAGGACUUGCAUUCAUCAUUUUAAGAAAUAUUGUUGUGAGGGCAAAAAAAAUGCAUCAUUAAUUUGGUUUCAGUAGAAAUUAAACAAGUGUUACCUUCAGAGUUCAAUUAUCAGUGAAAUUGUGAGGGUUCCUAAGCGUUUCAGUAUUAUGGAAAGUAAAAUAGUGAAAAUUGUCUUAUUUGAAAACAAACCUUGCUUCAGUGAAGUGUGAUCUUGUAGAGUCAGCAUCCCACCAAGACAUGUUCUUUGAAAUGUACAUUUCAAUAGUUUGUAAUGAAACCAAUGAACUAUAUUUUUAUUUAGCAACUACAACUAUAUUGCAUUUCUUCUUAACAAAAAUCUGCCUUUUUGCAGAAUUGCCUAAUAUAUUUAUUGUAAAUUGUUACUGGAACACGCAUCACCAGAACUGCAGUUUGUAAAGUAAGCCUGACCUUAUCGAUGAGAAACAGAAAACUGGUUGGUUACUGAAUAAGUAUUCAUAUUUAUUUUUCAUCCAUGUCUUUGACAACCUGUUACGCUUAGUCAAAUCCUACAAGCACAUCACUAAAACUUACUGCUCAUCACUAAAAACUAUGUAGUCAUCCAUUUCUUGUCUCUUACAACUAUUUUGUUAUCUCUUUUUCAUACAUUUUAAAGAUAUUAAAGAAAAAACACUGAGGUUACAGAAUAACCAACCAAUAUCUCCUCCCUCCCUAAAAUUUCCCAGAUGCACUGCUGCAUGUAUAUUAACAAUUAAACACUAUCCCUGCUUCCAUUAUUGUUGCUGUCAUAAUCCUCUAAAUGGCAGUGCCACUGAUGCACUUAAAACAAUGCAAUAUAUGAAGAGAUGAGUUAGUAUGUAAAUAGUAUCAUGAAACAUGGUAUUCAAGAGCAGUAGUUCUGAAAAUGGCUAGUUGUCAUGAAUAAUUAUAACUCAUUAUAAAGAUGGAGUGAAAAGAGAGACUAAUUGAGAGAAUCCACUUACUAUAACAGCUAUCCUGUUUGUAAGCAACAGAAAUGUUUGUUAUCCUAGUGCACUUGGAUUUGUAACAUUUUUAUGACUGAGCAUAAAAUAGUUUGCUCUUAAAUAAGAGUUCAACAAUUUUUUUUUUUCCUAAAGCACAAAAGGGCAUGUGAUAUUGGAAACAUUCUUGCUAGGCAAGUCAGGAUAUGUGGUGAGAAAAAUACAGAGGAAAUAAUGUCCUGGAUACCAGCUAAAGAACAUCUUUUUUUCUUCUUAGAUCCAAAUUCAUGCAGUCUUUCACUUUCAGGAAUACAUAAUUUUAAUUGGUAAUUAGAAAGUAUAGGGCAAGUCCAGUAUUCCUGAUAUUCCAAACAACCAUGAGUUUGUAAGAGUUGUUUGGUAAAUUUGGAAUACCAACUCUAUUAAAACUUUUCUUCUAGAUUCCUUCUGCAGAUUUACUGUAAAAAAAAGCAGUCCUUGAGCAAUCAUCAGUAACAAUUUAGAAGAAAAAUAGCUGAGCCUCAGAAACCUGUCAAGCUUCUUUGAGAAUAACUUCAGUAAAGUGUAUUUUUGUAAUCAUGUACGAGAGUUCCCCCAGCAUAGCUUUUCUUUAUUAAAAAAAAAAAAAAACUAAACUUACAAAACAACAAAAAACCCCACUCAAAACAACAAAAAAUACAAUCAGAAGAAUUCUUAAACUGGUCACAUUCUGAAUGGCCUUCCAAGUAUUGCCAUGUUCCUGAAACUGGUAAUACAUCUGUAAUUUCAGCUCUUAAAUUCAUUUCAGCAUUGCAUAUCAGUGCUUUAUAAACAUCCAACUGUACUUUCAGACCAAGGAAGGGAACACUGUCCUUGAAAAGUACUGCAAGUUCUGCCUGGUAGCUCCCAUAUUUUCCUUAACUUUCACAUUCAUAGAAUUGUAGAAUUAUUUAGAUUGGAAGAGACCUUAAAGACGAUCUAGUUCCAACACCUUCCACUAGACCAGAUUGCUCAAAGUCCCAUCCAAGCCUUGAAUGCUUUUAAGGAGGAGGCAUCCAGAUUUCUCUGGGCAGCACAUUCCAGUGCCUGACCACCGUUAACGUAAAGAAUUUCUUCCUUAUAUCUGUUCUAAAUCUACAUUCAGCUUAAAGCCAUUGCCCCUCAUUUUAUCACUACAAGCCCUUGUAAAAAGUUCCAUUCCAGCUUCCUUGUAGACUCCCUUUAAGUAGUGGAAGGCUCCUAUAAGGUCUCCUGGAACCUUCUGUUCUCUACGCUAAAUAAACCCAACUCUCUCAGUCUGUAUUCUUAUGGGAGGUGUUCCGGCCCUGUAAUCAUCUUUGUGGCCCUCUCCUGGACUUGCUCCAAAAGGUUCAUGUCCUUCUUACCCUUCUUUUACAUAAAAUUCUGACUUGAAUGUAUUUCUAGUUAUAGAAACUGUGUGAUAACUCUCAGUUGCUUCAUUUUCAGGAAGUUGUUUAUUAUUAGCUGUUUUAGAAUACCAUUUUCAAAGAUGUCAUUUGGACAUGACUUAAAUAAGAAUUUUCAGAUGGUUUAGGCAGGUUUUUUUAAGAUAAGAGCUUACUAGGUUGCUAGCUACAUGUAUUGUUAUUUUACAGAUGUUUCAGAUUAUAGGAAUGAGAAAGUAGUUUAUAGAUCUCAGAUUAUGUAGGCCUUCUUUAAAUCAAAAACUGCUAGCCAUACUUAGAAAAAUGAAUGUGAUGCCCUCAAAUAUAGUUAACUGAGGUCAUGAAGUGAAAGAAGAACCAUAAACUACAGUCUUUCUUCCUCUAUCUUCACAGAAUUGAGUGCUUUGUAAAUAAAACUUCCAGUAACUGGCUUUGUCUUUAUAGAUAAAUGUGAUCUGUGAACCAAUAUGAUAACCUAGGACUCACAUUGCUACUAGCAAGGAAAGCUUGCAGGAAAGUGUUCCUAAACUGCUGCUAUUUGGAACUGCCAUCUACGUUUAAGACUACGAAUGUUUAUAGAUAAGUACAUAAGUUAAGUCUUGUGAGUACACUAAGAGAGACAGUGCAUGCUGCUCCUUUGAAACCCCUCAUCAAUUUAAAGCAAUUAUGCUUUUUAAAAGAAAAAUCAGGUUGAUUAGCAAUUUGUUCUAGAUUACACAUGUUGGAAGUAUGGACUCAAAGUUUCCACCAUGAAAAAAGAAAGAUCCAUGCUACCGUCUUUAUAUACAGUCAGCUUACUCUUUCUCAAUAUAUAAGGAAUUCAGUAGCUGUUAAAUGCAGUAGUAAUACAAAAUCCUUGAUUAUUGAAAUGUAAACACUCUGAUCUUUUGCAUCAGUUCUUAAAGAAUCUUUCUGCUCUUUAAAUAGGGCUGCAGUAAGUUUACAAUUCUAGCUGAGCUCUGCUAUAAUAGUCUUUUGCACAUCCCAUACAUUUCCUAAUUCUGAUGGCUCUAUGUGCCUCAGAUAAUGCCCUUUCACUUACUUCAGAAAAGUUAUUCUUAUGACAGAAAAGUUCAAAUGUAUCUCUGCUUUUGCUUGACUAAAAAUAUUAUAAUGAUGUUAUACCUUGAUACCUAUGGCAAUGUGUAAAGAUUGAAGUAACUGUGAAUGAUAGAGAAGCGCAUUGUUCAAGUCACAUUUUUAAUCACAUUACAAGCCCUAAAUAUAACAUGAAUUGUCCACAUCGCGAAAGACAUCAGAAAAACAACAUUCCUGACUUCCUAGUUUACAAUACAGGGCAUCCUGCUCCUGCGAGGGAGCAAUAUAAAACUAAAUGUGCUCCCUGAAAAAGGAAUGAUUUUACUGUCAGACCAGAUCCAAACAAUAUCUUUAAAAUUAACAGCGAUGACUUAGUACCAACUACGUAAGCCUCAUUGUAGACUUCUUUCUUCUUAACACUCCUUUUCAAACAGUGUUAAUCUUCAUUAUUGUCAUCCAUUUUGCCUUUAGAAAUUUGACUUUUGUAUAUCAUGUAACAUUUACGUAUAUUCAUAAUUAUACCCUCAUGACUACCAGAAAAUGCUGAGACGUGCAACUUGGGAAGAUUAGCAUUUUUAAGUCAAUAGGAGUUUACAGGGAACUGUUCUUUCACCAGCUGUCUGAGUUGGUAUGCGUUAAUGUAUUUAAUAUCACUAAAGUAAUAGUUUGAAUUAAAACUUGUUGCACAGCUUGAACCACAAUAUUUUUUGCUCAAGAUAUCUCUGCUAUAGUAAUAUUUGUGUUUGACUUUAACUCAACAGGGAGGUAGGACUGUACCUUCCUUACUCUUUAUCAGGGAACUGCUGAGUUCAAGUAUCUAAUUCAGGUGCUGUCAGCGAUUCCAAUACGUAGCACAGAUGCAGCCAGGAUGCCAUAGAGAAGGUCUUGCAGUCUGCAUGGCCACUCUUUAUAUUACACCUGCGCUCACUAUGAGUCACAAAUAAAUCUGCCAGAGACUGAAUCUUUCCUAUAUCUCUGAAUAUAGCUAAUUCUUAAAUCGCCUGAGGUUGUAGUGACUUAGGGAUUUCUUUUUCUUUGUUACAUAAUGCAGAAAUGCAAUAUAUGAUGGGGAUUCUCUGCAUUAUUUUCCUUCCUUCAGCUGCCUGCAUUGUCAGGUCACAGACUCAAAGUCUUCAACAGAUGGAACAACUAGAAGAAACCUACCUGUUUCCUCUGUUAAUUGUAGCAUUACCUGUAAUGUACAAAUUAAAUUGUGUUUCCCACCAAGCUUCCUACCUAAUUCACUGAAAUGCUAAAAAUAUGUAAUAGGAAAAAAAAUUGUGAUAUAGGCCUGUCACACAGGACAUGAAAGGCAGGCAGACUCCUGCAAAGAAGUUUUGAGGACAGAAAGCCAAGGAUUAACAUCUGUCUUGUCCCUUCUUUUAAAGGAGUGUGUAGUUAUAUGUGUGUUCAAAUGACUUCCAGAGAUGGGUCUUGGACUAAGAUUGGUAGGACUGCUUUUUUUUUGUUGUUGUUGUUGUUGCAUGUGUUACUUUUUUAUUUGUGUAAUUGUAGGCAGCUGGAGGUGGAGGAGGGCUGCUGGGGAAAGAGAGAAGGUUGAUUUACUGACCUGCUAGCACAUGCGAGGCCUUUGACACCAGUAGCCUUGAGUGGGGCACAGAUACUGUUGGCAAACAUGUUUAGGUAUCUAUUCAAUUUUGUGCCAAAGUAUGGACCAGCAAGUUUAAUAUCAGGUAAAGCACCUUUUUUGCUCUUUGUUGCUUAAAAAUAAUAGAUUUGUGAAACAGAUGGGUAAUACAUAACACUGGAAAUGGGUGCUUCUUCCCAAAAAUACACAUGUAAAAAAGUAAGCAAACAACAUUUGUGAAUUUAUCUGGCUUUUAAGCAAGUCUGAAAAUUGUAACUGUGUAAUACAGUUGCCAGUUGUCUGUCCUUUGAAAUUUUAAAUAGAUCUGUGUUUUAACUAUUUAUUUGCCAAUUUUUUAUAUACUUUAAAGUUACACUCUUGAACUCAAGCUAACUUUUUAUUUUUCUAGGCUGUCACAAAACAGGAUUUCAGUAUUCUUGUAAACUGCAAACCUUUUCUGAAUAGUCCUUUGUCUUUUCCUGUGGACCAGUUACCACUAAUGAGUCUGUGGUCCCCUUUUUACUGUACUCCUGCAAUAAAUGUAAAAUAUUUGUAUCAAGCUGCCUCAUUUUAUUUGGUGUCUACUGGCUGUGUUUAUUCACCUGCUUCUGUAAUCAAGUGGAAAGUCAACUCUAGUAACAUUGCUCUUGGGAGUAGCUACGGUUCAAAAUACUAUAUUUCACAAAGAAAAAUAUUUUUUUUUCUGGUAAUUUCUGCAGUUAAUAUCUGUGAGAUACUCACAGUUUGGCUGUCACUUUUCUUUACCUUUUAUAUAUCAGAAGGUGUUGAAAGAAGGAGCAACUUAGUGGACAGAAGGGAGGGGACAUGUUGAAACAGGCUGAGAACUUAGGGCUGAAGCUCUGCAGUUUUGAGGUUGAUACAUGAUGUGUUUCUUUUCAAGCCAGAGUUAUGUUAAGAAGCUGGGCGCUGAAAAGUAAACCUGUAUUCUGUACCCCAACUGCAAAGUAAAAUGUGCAAGUGUUUCCAGAUAAGAGCAAUGCAACAAUCUAAAGGCAUAUCUAAACUUUAGAAUUUCUUUUACAUGACCUAGUGUGCUGUUCCCUUUAUAUUGAAAACAACCAUACUACUUACAUUGUAAAUACAAGUUGCAUUUUAAAGGAUGUUGUUUAAAGCUACUUUAUGCUUUAUUUUGAAUGAAACCAAUCUCUGUAACAAUGGGCAUUUU
Molecule: messenger RNA, 11683 nt
Organism: Cuculus canorus (common cuckoo)
Lineage: Eukaryota; Metazoa; Chordata; Aves; Cuculiformes; Cuculidae
Gene: FER
Product: FER tyrosine kinase
Exons: 20
Coding region: 190-2658 (822 amino acids)
Biological process (GO): peptidyl-tyrosine phosphorylation; cell adhesion; Fc-epsilon receptor signaling pathway
Molecular function (GO): non-membrane spanning protein tyrosine kinase activity; ATP binding
Source: RefSeq, a predicted model, not a curated record